GUGUUCGAAACGCCCGCCCCGCGAUUCUCGCCUGACCAAACGCGACACGGAGCUCCACACUGACCGUUGCCUCUCAAACUGAAGACUGUACUAAAGAGAAAAGAUUUGUGGUGGACUGCAGGAUCUUGCUAUGUGGAGAUACAUCUCAUUCAUCGCUUUUUGAGGCAUGAUACACUUGUAUUCAUCAACACACGAGCAAAAACCCAGAACAACUGUGAAGCCCAGAAUCUUUUACCACAUAUGCAGCCGAGGUUUUCAGGAAUUGGAGUCAUGCAUAUUUUCAGCUCACAUUUAUCUUCACAGAAUCUUUUUGGAUAUGAACAAAGACCGAUGGCCAAAACGGGACAUAGCUGAAUGCGUCUGCCUUUUGAGAAACUGUGCAAAAAAACUUUCCACUCAACUGCGGUUUUUAUUCUAAAGGGGGAUACGUGUAUAAUUUGCUUUCUUACGGUGUUCUCGCCAUUUUUUUAAACAAAAUUUGUGGAUUUUUUUUCUGAUUCUGGAAACGUGCUUAUUGUACCCGGAGAAGCCAUGAACUUGGGCAAGCUCACCGGCCUGAAGGGCCUGGUUUCUCACUCCUCAGGAAAGCGUCGAUUUAAAGGUGAACUCACCCCAGACAUGAUCAGCCCCCCUUUGGGCGACUUCCGCCACACCAUGCAUGUGGGCCGUGGAGGGGAUGUGUUCGGGGACACCUCGUUCCUCAGCAACCAUGGUGGAGCAGGAAAUAACACAGACGGAGACUCUUGCACUUCAGAGAAGAAUGAGGGAUUCUUCUCCCGCACGCUUCGCCGUGUCCGCAAGACCCCCGAAAGGCCCCGCGGCAGCUCCAAGGACCUUUCACCCCCACCUCCACCCAUUUCUCCAAUCAUAAAGAAUGCCAUAUCCCUCCCCCGGCUGGACGUGGACUCACCCAACGGCUUUCCUGUCAAAGUGCUUUUCCCUAGUCCACCCAAAACAUCAGAGACCUCCACAUACUUGUACGGUUUGGAGUCUGGCUUUGUAACCUUGCCGAGACUGUCCCGCACUGAGCAUCCAGCCCAGGGCAGUUCUCCAUCAGCCUGCCAGCCUGAAAUCCACAGAGGCUCGCUCACAGACACGGGUAUCCCGUCCUUCCCCUGUUCAGACUCCAUCAGUCCUUCUGACUCCAUGAACUCCUUCACUCUUGACCUGGGCCCUUCCCUAAUGUCUGAAGUCUUUGCCGUGAUUGACAGCCCUGUGUGUGAGAAGACUGAUCCCAUCAGCGAAAAAACACAGUCCACCAAUGAGAACUCUGAGGUGGACUCGGACCCAACCACAUCUUUGGUGGACUCUCUCCUGAGAGAAGACUAUGACGGUAGGACACGGUUGUAUGGAGGAGAGUGGAAGAAUUCAGACUUUGUAAAUGGUGAGUCACCCAAAAAAUCCAUGCUGGGGGAUCAGAUGCGCCCAGUCUUCAUUGAGGAUCACGGCAUGAAGCCGGAGAGUUUCCAGAGGGCUGCUGAUGUGCUGGCACGUCAUUAUGGGAGUGGAGGACUCAGGAAUACAAACAACAACAACUCUCAUAGGAGAGGACCAUACAGCUAUCCUGAUGAAGAGGAAGAAAUCAAAGUCUAACACUACCAGAUGCCUAACAUCCAAAUCGUACAGCAAUUUUAAAGGGAUACUUUAAAAGUCAAAAAUGAACAUUCUGUCAUAAUUGACUCGUGAACCAAAUCAAUUCUGGUUCAGUUUUCAACGAAUCAUCCAGACUGGUUUUCUGUAUAUGAUAAACUGAUUCAUUUAAAAGA
This is a messenger RNA of Carassius carassius (crucian carp), 1766 nucleotides long. RefSeq names its product cdc42 effector protein 1-like. The transcript has 3 exons. NCBI's taxonomy places the organism in Eukaryota, Metazoa, Chordata, Actinopteri, Cypriniformes, Cyprinidae. The record is from RefSeq and is a predicted model, not a curated record. Bases 532 to 1593 code for a protein of 353 amino acids.